AUGCUCAUUUCCAAAGAGAACAGAAAGGCCAUCUACUCUGCCAUUUUCAAGGAUGGUGCCCUUGUCGCACCCAAGGAUUACAACCUUCCCAAGCACCCUGAUAUCGAUGUUCCUAACCUUGAAGUUAUCAAGGCUAUGCAAUCUUUGACCUCCAAGGGUUGCGUUAAGACUCAGUUCUCUUGGCAAUGGUAUUAUUAUACUCUCACUGAUGAGGGUAUUGACUACCUCCGUGAAUACCUCCAUUUACCUCAAGAAAUUGUCCCUGCUACUUUGAAGAAGACUGCUCGUCCUGCUGCUCCUCGUCGCUUUGGUGGUGAAGGUCGUGAAAACCGUGGUCCUCGUGGUGACCGUGGUGAUUACCGUCGCAAGGAAGGUGCUGACGGUGACUUCAAGCCUGAAUUCCGUGGUGGUCUUGGUCGUGGUAACCGCGAAUAA
This is a messenger RNA of Mycotypha africana, 435 nucleotides long. Its product is annotated as Plectin/S10 domain-containing protein. The transcript is spliced from 5 exons. Gene Ontology annotation, cellular component: cytosolic small ribosomal subunit. NCBI's taxonomy places the organism in Eukaryota, Fungi, Mucoromycota, Mucoromycetes, Mucorales, Mycotyphaceae. Gene Ontology annotation, molecular function: RNA binding; structural constituent of ribosome. Bases 1 to 435 code for a protein of 144 amino acids. The record is from RefSeq and is a predicted model, not a curated record.